CCGCUAUAAAACCCCCCCUUCCUCCUUCCUCCAAUCAAAAACUCAACCAGCGCUUGACUUCUUUCUUCUUCCCUGGUCCAGUCUUCUUCUUGCACUCGUGCUUUGAUUUCCAUGGCGCCGGCGACUUCUGCUUCCGAGGACUGCGCGGGGUGGCUGCUGUACGCGUCCCUGGCCGCGAGAUGCAACGACGGCGGUGAGGCCUACCGGGCCGCCGUCUUCGCCAUGGCCCUGCUGGCCACCAGUUUCAUCCUCACCUCGCUCCUCCACUGGGCCUCCACCCCCGGCGGCCCGGCCUGGGGACGCUACCGCUGGACUUCCACCACCUCUCGGGCCGCCAUUAGCACUAGCCCUCGCAUCCCCGGCCCGCGCGGGCUGCCGGUGGUCGGCAGCAUGGGCCUCAUGACGGGCCUGGCCCACCGCAAGCUCGCCGCGGCUGUCGCCGCCGGGGGAGACGACGAAGAGGAGAGGUCCCAGCGGAGGCGGCUGAUGGCGUUCUCGAUGGGCGAGACGCGGGCCGUGGUGAGCUCGGACCCGGCCGUGGCCCGCGAGCUGCUGUCGAGCCCGGCGUUCGCGGACCGGCCCGUCAAGGAGUCCGCCUACGGGCUCCUCUUCCACCGCGCCAUCGGCUUCGCGCCCCACGGCGCCUACUGGCGCUCCCUCCGCCGCGUCGCCUCGGCGCACCUCUUCUCGCCGCGCCAGGUCGCCGCCUCCGCCGCCCACCGCGCCGCCAUCGCCCGCAGCAUGGUUGGCUCCGUCUCCGCCAUCGCCAUGGGCUCCGGCGAGGUCGAGGUCCGCCGGUUCCUGAAGCGGGCGGCGCUGCACGGGGUCAUGUGGUCCGUGUUCGGCCGGAGGUACGACGGCACGGCGGCGCCGGAGCUGGGGAAGAAGGAGGAGGAAGAGCUGAGGAGCAUGGUGGAAGAAGGAUACGAGCUCCUCGGCAAGCUCAACUGGGCCGACCACCUGCCAUGGCUGGCCCGCUUCGACCUCCAGGGGAUACGGGCCCGGUGCGCCGCCCUCGUGCCACGCGUCAACCGCUUCGUCGGCAAGAUCGUCGACGACCACCGCGCCGCUGCUGCCGCCGACGCCGGCGAUCGUGUCGUGGACUUCACCGACGUUCUGCUAUCCCUUCAAGGCGCCGACAAGCUCUCCGACGCCGACAUGAUCGCGGUUCUCUGGGAGAUGGUGUUCCGUGGCACGGACACGAUGGCGGUGGUGAUGGAGUGGGUGCUGGCCCGGCUGGUGAUGCACCAGGACGUGCAGGCCAGGGUCCAGGAGGAGCUGGACCGGGUGGUCGGGCCGGGCCAAGCCGUCUCCGAAUCGGACGCGGCCCGGCUCGUCUACCUCCAGGCCGUUAUUAAGGAGACGAUGCGGCUGCACCCGCCAGGCCCCCUGCUCUCAUGGGCCCGGCUCGCCACAUCGGACGUUCAUGUGGGCGGGUUCCUCGUGCCAGCUGGCACCACCGCCAUGGUUAACAUGUGGGCCAUCACCCAUGACCCGACCGUGUGGGCGGAUCCGCUGGAGUUCAACCCCGACAGGUUCAUUGUCGGAGCCGUUCCGUUGUCGGAAGGUCAUCAUAAUGCCGUUCCGGGCGCUGAGUUCUCCAUAAUGGGCUCGGAUCUCAGGCUCGCGCCAUUCGGAUCGGGCAGGCGGAUCUGCCCCGGGAAGCCACUGGCGAUGGCCAGCAUCGGGUUUUGGGUCGCGACGCUCCUCCAUGAGUUCAAGUGGACCUCGGCGCCACGUGGUGACGUCGACCUGUCGGAGGUGCUGAGGCUGUCAUGCGAGAUGGCCGCCCCGCUCAAGGCGAGGCUCACACCAAGGCGCCCUGUGUGAUGAUAUGCCGGAGCCACCGACCACUUCUUCACCGGACUAGUCCUGUCUAUCUUCUUUGCUUAUUUUCUCUCUACCGAUGCCUGUAGUGAAAAAAAAGAAGUAAUGUCCCGGUUUGGAAACGUGCCUGCUGCUAUAAUAGGUCCGGUCCUGGUCGUACUUCUCUAGUCCUUUUGCUGUACUUAGCUUAGCUAAAAGAGAUGCUAAAUUAGGUACUUAUGAACUACUAGUAUUAUAAGGAAAUGAGUGUGACAGUUUUCUUGUGUGUUUUCCCUUUGCUGCCUAGCUAGAGGUUUCUAUGCAUGUAAAUACCUUUAUAUUUCCCAAUGCAAGCCUUUGUUUGCUAA
Messenger RNA from Brachypodium distachyon (stiff brome), 2174 nucleotides. RefSeq names its product cytochrome P450 78A9. Gene Ontology annotation, molecular function: oxidoreductase activity, acting on paired donors, with incorporation or reduction of molecular oxygen; heme binding; iron ion binding. NCBI's taxonomy places the organism in Eukaryota, Viridiplantae, Streptophyta, Magnoliopsida, Poales, Poaceae. The transcript is spliced from 2 exons. The record is from RefSeq and is a predicted model, not a curated record. The coding region runs from base 112 to 1830 and encodes 572 amino acids.